Messenger RNA from Hippopotamus amphibius kiboko, 939 nucleotides. RefSeq names its product G protein subunit gamma 2 (gene GNG2). NCBI's taxonomy places the organism in Eukaryota, Metazoa, Chordata, Mammalia, Artiodactyla, Hippopotamidae. The record is from RefSeq and is a predicted model, not a curated record. The coding region runs from base 399 to 614 and encodes 71 amino acids. The transcript has 4 exons. Gene Ontology annotation, molecular function: G-protein beta-subunit binding. Gene Ontology annotation, cellular component: heterotrimeric G-protein complex. Gene Ontology annotation, biological process: G protein-coupled receptor signaling pathway.
AGGGGACCUGGAACAAAGCGGGAGAGGGACUCUCGUCACACUGGUGUCUGCGGCCCAAGAGAAGGGAAGGGGCCCCAGGGAGCCCCGCAAUGGAAGGAGAGGGAAAGAAGUAAGCCGCUCAGCUCGCAAGAGGAGGAAGUGGGAGAUGCGCUGCUUCCUGUAGAGGGACCGACGACUGAAGACAAAGCUGGGUGGGGACUCGUCCCCGGGCUGCAGGCGCUGCUGCGACGCGUCCCGCGCGCCGGGCCGGGCGGGCUGCGCCGAGCUCGCCGCGCACAGCAGCUGCAGGCAGCGCCAGAGCCGCGCUCCGCCGGCCUCCGGAGCCCAGCCAGAUCUGCCAGGGAGCCUCAGGCUUUGGGAAUUGAAAAGUGCGUCUGAGAAGCCCGCCCAGCAUUCCAAUGGCCAGCAACAACACGGCCAGCAUAGCUCAAGCCAGGAAACUGGUGGAACAGCUGAAGAUGGAAGCCAACAUCGAUAGGAUAAAGGUGUCCAAGGCAGCUGCAGACUUGAUGGCCUACUGUGAAGCGCAUGCCAAGGAAGACCCUCUCCUGACGCCUGUCCCGGCUUCAGAGAACCCGUUUAGGGAGAAGAAGUUUUUCUGCGCUAUCCUUUAAGUCUUCAAGAGGAGCCUGAGGGGCCUCGGGGCUCCAGGGACACUGAUGUAGAGUUUUUAGCAAAGUGGGCACCUUUCUAGUCCACAGCAUUUAAAGAGAGGGAGGAGAACCAUCCUGGAGACUCCAGGCUAUGCAUGUUUAAAGAACUGGUCCCCUUUAUGAGAAUGAAAGCUGAUUCACACCCCGAGUUAAGAGAUCUGAUCUCCGCAGAAUUGCCUGGAGGAGGGGAACAUGUAAAGAUAUAAUCGGUGUCAUUUCUUUCCUGCUGCCCCUCCCCAAACCUUAUGUUUCUGCUUCAUAUUUAAAAAAUUAAAAUUAAAACAGA